GUUUCGGAGCUAGGAACAAGCUUAUGCGCAAGAGCGGACAAGUCGGUCUGGAAAGAUGGCGCAGUCAGAGAAUCUGGCGUGGUCUCGUUUGCCUCACUGCGCCACUGAGCACUUUUAUGAAUGGGGACGCCAUAUUGGAAGAAGUUGCUGUCUUUAGUAAUAGAACUCUAUGCACUGUGCACGGUUGGUUGGUUGGAAUGUUUGUUUAGUGUUGUGAAGUUCUUUUCAACUAGACCUAUCAGCAUUGAAGUUAGUAUUUUCUUACUUUGGAGAACAACACGUUCGCAAAGAAAUAGUGCGCGGUAUUGCACAAAUACCACUGUUCGGAGACUUAGAAACAAGACUGUUUCCAAGACUGACUUGGAAAUAAACGAGAUCUAGGUACUGUAUGUCCACAAUUAGCAAGGUAAUGUCGUCUUCAGAAUCUGACGCCGGGAUGUCUCAAAGAAUGGUCUGGGUGGAUUUAGAGAUGACAGGUCUUGACAUUGAGAGGGACCAGAUUAUUGAGAUGGCAUGCAUCAUUACUGACUCAGAUUUGAACAUUUUGGCUGAGGGUCCUAAUUUGAUAAUCAACCAAUCAAGUGAGCUGCUGGACAGAAUGUCAGAUUGGUGUAAAGAGCACCAUGGGCAGUCAGGGCUUACACAGGCUGUUAGGGACAGUAAGGUCUCCCUGCUGCAGGCAGAGUACGAGUUCCUCUCCUUCAUCAGACAACACACCCCACCUGGCCAUUGUCCCCUUGCUGGCAACUCUGUGCAUGCUGACAAGAAGUUUUUGGAUAAAUACAUGCCGCAGUUCAUGCACCAUCUACACUACAGAAUAAUUGACGUGAGCACCAUCAAGGAGCUCUGCAGCUGCCUGCACAACAUUCAAGUUGUUGAAUUUGUGCCCAAGGACUUGUACGGUGGUUUCCUGAAGAAUACAUGCUUGCACCACAGAAGAAAGCAUCUCACAGCAAUGAUGACACAAGCGGAAAUCAGAUCUCACACUGAUAUGGCAGCUCGACUGAAACAAUCCAAGUCGACCAAGAGCAUAUCGACCAGAAAAUCGACCAGUCGACCAAGUGGGGACAGCCCUAGUGCUGUGAUUGCAGCCAAAGAGCACUGGAUGACAUUGAAGAAAGUAUUAAGGAGCUGCAGUUCUACAGAGCAAAUAUUUUCAAAGCACAAAUGGAAGAAAAACAGCCCAAGAUUGUGGAGAAUGAGGACAAUAACAAGAUUGCAUAAAGUGUCCCACUCUGGAGUUGGAAAGGGAAUAUUGGGUGUAAAUCUAACUUGCACAAGUUGUUGUUAGUUUGAACUUCUGUGUACAGGUUUUCAAGAGCAGUAUUUAUAAAUUCCAAUUAAUACUACUUGUCUGCUUUGUUCAGUAGUUUGUUUUGUUGUGAAUGAAACAAGUCCAAUUUCUUCCAUGUUAUGCCCUGUUGAAAGAUUGUCAUCAAUGCAACAAUUUAUUUGCAUAAUUUGGACUAAUCACUAUUUACGGUUAUAAAGAAAGAUUGGUGCCGAAAUUAUAUCAUUAAGUAAUUAAAUAAUUUAAAAGUGAAAUGUUACCUUAAAUAAUUAAAUAAUGUUAAACAUAUAAUAAUUUGUGUCCAUAUUUGAUCAUUUAUUUCAGUAUUUAUUUAUUUCAAAAUGAAAUAAGGUACCAGAAAGAGUUUGCUCUUCAUUUGACGUAUAUUCAGUGGGCAAUUAUUCCAAUGAUUGAUGGCACAAUAAAUAACUGUUUUCUUUAUAGCAUUGGUAGCAUCAUCAGCUGACCUAGUCAAAUGAGAAUGAACCUCACACCUAACAAUUUGGUUAUAUAAAGAAUAUCUUAUUGGGUGAAUUUUGUGUAAACCCAACCAGUGUAAACCCAACCAGUCUCGAUCAGUUGAUAACCUUCUUGGUAGAAAGUGACUUUGGUAGUGGUGUAUUUCUGAUAUACAGUUUCAUAGUUAUUCCUGUGGAGAUUAUGGAAUAAAAUAUAAUAAAACAUACUUCA
Hypomesus transpacificus is the source of this 1981-nucleotide messenger RNA. It is a transcript of the gene rexo2, whose product is annotated as small fragment nuclease. The transcript has 9 exons. Gene Ontology annotation, cellular component: mitochondrion. The record is from RefSeq and is a predicted model, not a curated record. Gene Ontology annotation, molecular function: nucleic acid binding; 3'-5'-RNA exonuclease activity. Lineage: Eukaryota; Metazoa; Chordata; Actinopteri; Osmeriformes; Osmeridae. The coding region runs from base 389 to 1291 and encodes 300 amino acids.